This is a messenger RNA of Parascedosporium putredinis, 5385 nucleotides long. The record is from the annotation of a GenBank genome assembly. Lineage: Eukaryota; Fungi; Ascomycota; Sordariomycetes; Microascales; Microascaceae.
AUGAGCGAUCUGGCCAACUAUCGCCAAGAUCUAGCAGUCCUCGAACCUGCCGGCUCAAGGAGCAACCGAAACCAUAACCACGUCCCCUCUGCCGGCCACUCUAACCUCUCCCAAGUAGCGCCCUGGACCGCUUCCGACGAGAGGCGGCCAUCACUCGCCAGCAUCACCACGCUCAGCAGCCAGGGCUCUAAGAAUAGCUUGGCUCGAGGUGGUCUGCGAAAGCUCCAAGGCUUCUUUGGCGAGGAGUUCCUGGCUCCGAUACAAGUCUUCCUCCCGCCGUACCGCCAAAGGACGCUCGCCAAAGGUCCUUUACGAGGGUGGCUCGUCAUCUCGAGAACCACCCAAGACUGCUUCUUCUUCACGGUCCGGCCACUCCAUCGUGCAUCUCCCCAUCAUCGCCACAACAAGAGCAACGACGACCCGCGCACGCUUCGCCCCACAGCCACGAGAGAAGACUCGCUCCACGCCCCUCGAGACCGUGGCGGCUCUGCAGGCAACGUUUCCCGGUCCCGCGCGCACAGUCCAGCCCCGCCAAUCAACUAUAAGCCGGGUUCCCUCGACGGUCAGACAUCGCCUGGCCAUGCGCCUAGGCGCGGACUCCUUGGCCGUCUCCGAAGACACAGAGACAAGGACGAAGAGGGUCAGAGGCUGCGCGACCUUCCUAAAUCGACGCGCUCCCUCGCAUCCAAGCCGUCUCGUGCCUCGCUCAAUAGGACUGAUUCGCCUGGAUCGAAUUAUACUGCCGACACCUUCGAUUCCGGCGACCUUCGCCAGACCGCUCACCGGGGAGCUACGUUUAACAAUAAAUUCCCCUUCUCUUCCAAGAAGUCCAAGUACUCUCGGCCGUACGACGUGGCGGACGAGGCUAUCGGUCCCACAGACCAUUAUAGGGACGGCACUGUAUUCUAUCUAGACACGGAUUUGGGUGACAUGGACGAUAACUCGUACCACGUCACCGAGUCGGAAGAGCUGGAGGCUCCCGCCAAAGACGAGGCCGACAUGCCCUACUGCAUCCGCAUCUUCAAGGCCGACGAUACCUUUACCACCCUCUCUGUGCCUCUCUCGUCCGGUGUAUCCGACAUCAUCGAUUCGAUUGGGAAGAAGAUGGGCGUGGGCAAGGAGGGUCUGGGCAAUUUCCACAUCAUCCUACGUAAACGAGAGCUGGUGAGGAUGCUCUCCAUCAAGGAGCGGCCACUCCUGCUCCAGAAACGCCUCCUCCAGCAGUUUGGCUACGAGGAGCGUGACCGUCUAGAAGAGAUUGGUCGCGAAGAUAAUAGCUACCUGUGCCGCUUCAUGUUCCUCUCCUCCAUGGAAAAGGAAUUUAAGCCGCAGGACUUUGGCUUCGUCCGUCAGCAAAAGUUGAGCAAUGUCGAUCUUUCCGGGCGCAACCUCUUCAACAUCCCCCUCUACCCCAAAUCCGCCGAUAUCGUCUCCCUAAACCUCUCGCGAAACUUGUCACUUGACGUACCCCGCGAUUUCAUCCAGUCGUGCACGAAUCUGCGAGAUAUCAAAUUCAACAACAACGAGGCGCGGAAAUUACCUCCGAGCUUGAGCAAAGCGACGAAGCUCACCUACCUCGACGUGUCGAACAAUAAUCUUGAGCAACUCGACAAUGCUGAGCUGGACAGUCUCAACGGCCUGCUCAAGCUCAACCUCGCCAAUAAUCGGUUGAAGCGGUUACCGUCCUAUUUCGGCAUCCAUAAAUCGCUCCGCACCCUCAACAUCUCCUCCAACUUCCUCGACCUUUUCCCCGACUUUCUCUGUGACUUGGAGAGCCUGGUGGAUCUCGACUUGAGCUUCAACUCCAUCGCCCAUCUCCCGACCGACAUUGGCAAGCUCAGGAACCUUGAGCGCUUUGCUAUCACGAAUAACCGGCUCGCGAAUGCGCUCCCGGAUACCUUUAGUAACCUAAUCAGCUUGCGGGACCUCGACCUCAAGUACAAUGCUAUCACGAGCAUCGACAUCAUCUCCCAAUUACCCAAAUUGGAGACCCUCUCUGCCGAUCACAACUCAGUCUCUCGCUUCAUCGGUUCUUUCGAGAGGUUGCGCACACUCAAGCUCAACUCGAAUCCCGUGACCAAGUUUGAGAUUGUCCAGCCUUCCCUGACGCUCAAGUCCCUGAACCUAUCCAACGCGCAGCUGGCUAGUAUCGACGAAUCGUUCCACCAUAUCCUGAACCUUGAGCGGUUGGUGCUUGACAAGAACUAUUUCGUUUCUCUCCCCCGCAUAUCGAUUGGCUGUUUAACGGAACUGCGUCACCUCGACAUUCGCGGAAACAAUAUCCGCAAGCUCCCCAUGGAGAUAUGGUGGGCUAAUAAGCUCGAGGUUCUCAACGCCUCAUCUAAUGUUUUGGAUAAUUUCCCGAAGCCUGCUUCUAGGGCCCCUCGGCUACCUGGAGAGGAUGGGCCGCCAGGCACAAAUGGCAAGUAUGGCUCGUCUGGCACCUUGACCGCCAAGCCGAGCAUGGAAGACCUCAACGAUCCGUCCCGGCGGCCGAGUCAGGCCUCGAGCACUCUGCUGAGCGUAGGACCCUCCCCGGUGCCAGGCGGCCCCGACCGUAAGAAUUCCAUGGUAUCUGUGUAUGGCAAGGGCGGCCGAAAGACGUCGGUCGUAUCUCGAUCGACAUCCGCGGGCACCAUCUCGACGACGGCGCAGUCGUCAAGUGCGCGCAAGGACUCGAGUCUCUCUACGAGGCUGGCCAACACUUUUGCGGGCUCCCUGCGAGCUCUGCACUUGGCGGACAACCAGCUCGACGACGACGUCUUUGAACAGAUUGUCCUACUUCCGGAAUUGAGGGUGCUUAACCUCUCGUACAAUGAGAUUAGUGACAUGCCGCAGAGGCUGAUCAAGAGUUGGCCCCAGUUGGUGGAGCUGUACCUUUCUGGCAACGAACUGACGACAUUACCGGCGGACGAUCUCGAAGAGAACAGUCUUCUCCAGGUGCUCCACAUUAACGCGAACAAGUUCACCAACUUGCCCGCCGACAUCUCGCGGGCUAAGAAGCUUGCUGUGCUGGAUUGCGGUAGCAACUAUCUCAAAUACAACAUCUCCAAUGUGCCCUACGACUGGAACUGGAACCUUAACCCCGAACUUCGCUUCCUCAACCUGUCUGGCAACAAGCGGCUCGAGAUCAAGCAGGCCGUCAACUAUCCCGAGCAUUCUUCCAUGGAACGCGAGCAGUACGCCGAUUUUAGUCGCCUCCAGAACCUGCGCGUCCUAGGUCUCAUGGACGUGACCCUUACGCAGCCCCGUAUCCCUGAUCAGAGCGAGGACCGCCGUGUGCGCACAUCGGGCUCGAUGGCGGGCCACCUGCCGUACGGCAUGGCGGAUACCUUGGGUAAGAAUGAGCAUCUGUCGACCGUCGACUUGGUGGUACCGCGCUUCAAUUCCUCCGAGUCCGAAAUGUUGCUUGGCCUGUUCGACGGGCAGGCCAUGUCCAAUGGGGGUUCCAAGAUUGCCAAGUUCCUCCACGAAAAUUUUGGACGGGUUCUCACCGCCGAGCUGAAGCAGUUGAGGGGAUGGCUCGGGGAGACGGCGGGGAUGCCCUCCGCCCACAUUGACGAGCGCUCGCGGUCGCUAAAGACGAUGCGUGGCACCUCGCAGCCUUCGCCCCUCGUUAUGAGCACCGAAGACUUGAACUCGGGCGGGGUUGCCACAAUACUGUACCUCAACGGCAUGGAGCUGUACGUGGCCAACGUGGGCGACGCGCAGGCGAUGCUCAUCACGGAGGGCACGCACAAGAUCCUCACGCGCAAGCACGACCCCGCCGAACCCAGCGAGCGGCAGCGCAUCCGAGAGGCGGGAGGCUGGGUGUCGAGGCGUGGACUCCUCAACGAUCAGCUCGAGGUCUCGCGGGCUUUCGGCUUCGCCAACCUCAUGCCGGCGGUGCAGGCGGCGCCGCACGUUAGCCACAUUACUAUCCGGGAACAGGAUGAUAUCAUCCUGCUGGCGACGAGGGAGCUCUGGGAGUACCUGUCGCCGGGCUUGGUCGUCGACGUGACGAGGGCCGAGCGCCGCGAUCUGAUGCGGGCGGCGCAAAAGCUCCGAGACUUGGCCAUCGCCUACGGUGCGACGGGCAAGAUCAUGGUCAUGAUGAUUAGUGUGGCGGAUCUCAAGCGUCGCGUAGAGAGGUCCCGCGGCCGCCCGAGCAUGCUCUUGCCGUCGGGUCUGGUUGAGGAGUUACAAUUGCCGGCGACCAAGCGGCCGAAGAAGAAGGGCGAUGUGCUCGAUUCGACGCUGCAGAGGCUCGAGGCUGAGAUCCCCGCACCUACCGGCAACGUCUCUAUCGUGUUUACGGAUAUCAAGAACUCGACGACGCUCUGGGAAAUGCAGCUGCGUCACAUUGGUGGCUACGAGGUCAAGACGGAAGGUGACGCCUUUAUGGUGUCGUUCCCGACGGCGACGUCGGCGCUUCUCUGGUGCUUUGCCGUGCAAAUACAGCUUCUCGAGGUUAACUGGCCGGCCGAGGUGCUGGGCUCCCUUUCGGGCCAGCCCAUCUAUGACAAGGACGGGAGCCUCAUCUUCAAGGGCCUCUCGGUGCGCAUGGGUAUGCAUUACGGCGAGACGGUCAGCGAGACGGAUCCGGUUACGCGACGCAUGGAUUACUUUGGUACCAUGGUCAACAAGGCAUCGCGUAUCUCGGCGGUCGCGGACGGCGGACAGAUUACGGUGUCGUCGGACUUCAUCUCCGAGAUUCAGAGAUGCCUCGAAAACUACCAAGACACGGACCGCAACGGAUCGGCCGGCACCGACGAAGACUUUGAGGAUGAGACAUUUGCUACGGCGAUCCGCAAGGACCUCCGUGCUCUCAGCUCGCAGGGCUUCGAGGUCAAGGAGAUGGGUGAGAAGAAGCUCAAGGGCUUGAAAACCCCGAGGUCAUCUACUCGCUAUACCCGCAUGCGCUGGUGGGGCGCAUCGACUUCCACCAGAUGCACGAGCGGCAUGACACCAUGGGCUCGUACGACAAGCAGCUCUCGGCGACGGUCAUGGGCAGCACCGGCCCCUUCUCGGUCGAUCCGGAAAUGGUCGAAGCCGCCCGUCAUGGACGUGCUGGAGAAGAUGAAGCUGAGGGGAGGAGAUGUGACGGAGGGUUUCCUGAUUCACUUUUUCGAACACCAAACCUGCGUCAACACCCUUUCUGUACGCCAUCUUGCCUCGGGUAAUAGUAAGAUUGAGCAAUUAGAGGAUCUUCAAGGCCCGUUCCCGGAUAUGCUUGAUAGCCUCAAAGAGCAACUCCUGGAACUCCAACAGUACCGAGCCAUGUACGGCCCGCUCAAGGGGAAGAAGGCGGGUGUUGUUGAGGAGGUGAGCGACGAUGAAGAUGACGACGAGGAGUACAGCAGCGAUGAUGAUGAUGACAGCGGGAGCGAUACCGAGUCGGGAUAA